CCGCACGGGCGAUGGCACCAGCUGGGCAUUGCCGAGUUUGCCGACUCACGCUCAGAUCUACUUUCUUCGACUACUACCACAAUGAGCAUCCCUGUCUUCCUGCAGAAGACCUUUGACAUGCUGGGCUGCUGCGCGCCCGAGAUCGCCGCCUGGAGCAACAACGGCCGGUCCUUUGUCGUCAAGUCGCCCAAGGCCUUUGAGAAGACGAUGCUGCCACUCUACUUCAAGCACAACAACUUUGCCUCGUUUGCGCGCCAGCUGCGCUUUUACGGCUUCGACAAGACCAAGAAGCUCGAGGUCCACCCCGCGUCCGAGCUCGGCUCGAGCAUGUGGGAGUUCACGCACGCCAAGUUCCGCCGCGACGACCCGGAGAAGAUGGCGUCAAUUCGCCGCAAGACGUGCACUGAGCCCAACUCCAAGUGGGACAAGGAAGACAUCGAUAUGCUCAAGAGCAAGAUGACGACGCUCCAGACGCAGCUCUCGACGCUCAGUGACCAGAUCAGCCUCCUCACGUCCAUGGUGCACGAGUACGCCGAGGCCGUCGACGACGACGAGAUGUACAUGGCGCCCACCCCCAUCGCCGACGCCACAUCGUCCAUGGUCAACGACAUGCUCGAGAUUGAAGCCAGCGACCUCUACGCCGAGUUUGACUAUGAUUUUUUUGGCUCGUUUGCGACCGACAAGGCCAUGGGAUUCGAGCCGCUGGGCCUCCCUCUCGAGUCAUGAACACUGCAACUCCACGACCGCACUUGACGACGCCUUCAGGCCUUCUAUCUCAUCCGAAUAUGAGGCCGCCCACCCGACCUACCUUCCCCCAAGACUAGGUCGUCUACAAGGUGUACACAUUUGCAUAGUCUAAAUCAACCAACCUGUCUUCGUUGUAUUAUCUUCCA
Molecule: messenger RNA, 893 nt
Organism: Saprolegnia diclina VS20
Lineage: Eukaryota; Oomycota; Saprolegniomycetes; Saprolegniales; Saprolegniaceae
Exons: 1
Coding region: 82-726 (214 amino acids)
Biological process (GO): regulation of DNA-templated transcription
Molecular function (GO): DNA-binding transcription factor activity; sequence-specific DNA binding
Source: RefSeq, a predicted model, not a curated record